GAGGAGGAGGAGGAGGAGGAGGAGGAGGAGACCAAACCCCUCCUCUCCUCCUCAUCAGCAUCCUCCUGCUCCUCCUCGGGAUGUAUCGGUGUGCUGCUGCACCUGUCUCCUCCGCUGUCUGGUCGUUAGUCGCUGAGAUGCUGUGAUUUUUAUCCGCCGUCAUCAUCAGCCACGCGGGGAAGGUAGAGCCGACCUGUGCGGAGGAUCCAGUGUGGAGGUCUGUAGCCGGAGGAUGUGGUGAUUCCUUCUGUUGCAUCAGUGAGACAGCAUCUUUACACGGGUGACACAUCAUUAUCAGCCCGAGUGGACCAGCCCCCCAGGACACCAUGUCGGACAAAAGUGACCUAAAAGCCGAGCUCGAGCGCAAGAAGCAGCGCCUCGCCCAAAUCAGGGAGGAAAAAAAGAGAAAGGAGGAGGAGAGGAAGAAGAAAGAGGUAAGGAAGAAAGCUGAGAGCCAGCAGAAGGCAGAGGUGACCCCAGAGGAUUCAGACUUGGAUCGUAAGCGCAGGGAGACUGAGGCCCUCCUACAGAGCAUCGGUAUAUCGCCAGAGCCUCCACUAGUCCAUUCUUUGCAGCCUUUAAUGUUAGACUCAUGUUGCUUUCAUUAUUUAGUCCCGACCCCUGUGUCCCCCUCAAAAUCAUUGAGCACGCCCAGCGAGACGGGGAGCCAGGACUCAGCUGAUGGAGGCGCGGCCGGCAGGUUUAGGUCAGGGUUCUCUAAAAACAAGUCCCAAGCACUGAUCGCAAGGACGCUGCAGUGGGACACAGACCCCUCUGUGCUGCAGCUGCAGGCGGAUUCUGAGCUCGGACGGAGGAUGCAGAAGCUGGGGGCCUCCAAGAUCACACAGGUAGACUUCCUUCCCAAAGAGAUGGUCUCUUACAGCAAAGAGACGCAGACGCCGCUCGCCGCCCACCUGUCUGAAGUAGAGGAGGAGGAGGAAGAUGAGGAGAUGAUGGAGGCAAAGCCAGGCCCCGAGUCAGAGCAGCAGGAUGAAGACGACAACAGAGAAAACAAAGAAGGCACAUUUUCGGUGCUGAGGGAGCUGACAGAGGAAGAGCGGCAGCAGAUCCUUCACUCCUCUGAGUUUCAGAGUUUCUUUGACUGCAGCAUCCGAGUGAUGGAGAGAGCUCUGGCCGAAGACAGCGACAUCUUCUUUGACUACAGCGGCCGAGACCCGGAGGACAAAGAGGGAGACUCUGGCAGUGGCUCCAGUCUCUCUUUCAGUCGACUCUUCUACGAUGAACACUGGUCGAAACAUCGCGUCGUCACCUGUCUCGACUGGUCCCCUCAGUAUCCAGAGUUGAUGGUUGCCUCCUACAACAAUAAUGAAGAUGCUCCUCAUGAACCAGACGGUGUUGCCCUGGUGUGGAACAUCAAAUUUAAGAAAUCCACACCUGAGUACAUCUUUCACUGUCAGUCUCCAGUGGUGUCUGUGGGCUUCGCCAGGUUUCAUCCCAACCUGGUGGUGGGGGGGACGUACUCGGGGCAGAUUGUGCUGUGGGACAACCGCAGUCACCGCCGGACGCCUGUGCAGAGGACUCCCCUGUCUGCUGCUGCACAUACACACCCGGUGUACUGCAUAAACGUGGUCGGCACCCAGAAUGCCAACAACCUGAUCACAGUGUCCACGGACGGCAGGAUGUGCUCCUGGAGUCUGGACAUGUUGUCGCAGCCACAGGAGACCAUGGAACUGGUGUACAAUAAAUCCAAACCGGUGGCGGUGACAGGCAUGGCCUUCCCCACGGGAGACGUUAACAACUAUGUGGUGGGGAGUGAGGAGGGCACAGUUUACACUGCAUCCAGACACGGCAGUAAGGCAGGUAUCUGUGAGAUGUUCGAGGGCCACCAGGGGCCCGUGACGGGCGUCAGCUGUCACAGCGCAGUGGGCACGGUUGACUUCUCCCACCUCUUCAUCACAUCGUCAUUCGACUGGACUGUCAAACUCUGGAGCACCAAGCAAAACAAGCCUCUGUACUCGUUUGAGGACAACGCAGACUACGUGUAUGAUGUCAUGUGGUCACCUGUGCACCCCGCCAUCUUCGCCGCCGUGGAUGGCAUGGGUCGCUUGGACCUGUGGAACCUCAACAAUGACACUGAGGUACCGACAGCUAGCGUGACCAUUGAAGGCGCGUCGGCCCUCAACAGGGUCCGCUGGGCCUCAGGAGGGAGGGAGGUGGCUGUGGGCGACUCAGAGGGACGAGUGUGGAUCUACGAUACUGGAGAGCUGUCCGUGGCCCACCCAGACGACUGGGGCCGCUUCGCCCGCACCCUGAUGGAGAUCCGGGCCAACCGGGCCGACGGCGAGGAGGAGGGUCCUGUGGAGCUGGCUUCAUAGGAGAGCACUCAGACCAAAGCGCAGCCAAUCAGAGACCCGGUGUGCUUCUCUUGGUGUCACUGUAGCAUGUGCUUCUCACUCCGUUUUAUCAUGUUUCUCCACCUUUGUGUUCAUGUUCCCGUCCGCUGUAUUGUUGCAUUUGCUCUCCUGUAAAUGCAAACUGUCUCUAAUGGGUAAACUGUUGAUCUCCACACUUAUUUAUUUGUUUGACCACUCAAUGUGACGUGUGGCUUGAGGCCGGUGAGCCUGCAGUAUUUACGAAGUGGCCGUCUUAUAGCCUUACGGAGAUGUGUGUACUGUAACGACGCUUUGCACUAAAAUAAAGCAGGGUCCAUAGACUAGUCAUGUAUUGUUUACAAAAUGUCACGUUCACGUCCUGUUGUUCUUCUCUCUCUCUCGCUCUCUCUCUGUAUCGAGCCUGCAUGCGACACAUUCCUGAAAUAUUCCAGAUGCGUGAGUACGGAGUUAGCCUGGAGGCGUUUUCACACGUUGUGGCUGCUUUGUGUCAGAAACGGAAUCGCGUGUGGUUCGAGCACUUUUUUCUCCUUUGUUCUGAUUAAGACGUAAAUUCUUUCAUGAACUGUGACGGUUGACAAAAGGUGCAGUGUGUUGUAACGCAGAGUGCUCGCUGUGAAUGUUCACCAUUAAAGCAAAGCUGAGGUA
Messenger RNA from Hippoglossus stenolepis (Pacific halibut), 2999 nucleotides. It is a transcript of the gene dync1i1a, whose product is annotated as cytoplasmic dynein 1 intermediate chain 1. The coding region runs from base 327 to 2336 and encodes 669 amino acids. Gene Ontology annotation, biological process: transport along microtubule. The record is from RefSeq and is a predicted model, not a curated record. Gene Ontology annotation, molecular function: dynein heavy chain binding; dynein light chain binding. Lineage: Eukaryota; Metazoa; Chordata; Actinopteri; Pleuronectiformes; Pleuronectidae. The transcript is spliced from 18 exons. Gene Ontology annotation, cellular component: cytoplasmic dynein complex.